CAUUUUAGAUGACGUGUUCUUUCAAAAUUAUGUCAAUAAAAACACCAACAACAAUACGGAAACUUUAAAAAACCCGAUUUUUUCAAAAAAUGGAGUAUUUCCGUAGCGGAUUAAGAACCGUUUUGGGUACAGGACAACCAGGAAGUCAACCAACCGGUGCCGAAACAAUCGAACGUUUAGUAAAUCGAGUACAAACCUCAACGCUUCUGGAAGAUCGUCGCGAUGCUUGCAGAGCUUUACGCUCGUUAUCUCGUAAAUAUCGCUUAGAAGUAGGAGCUCAAGGAAUGGAUGCUUUAAGACAAAUUUUGGAGCUGGAUAAAAACGAUACUGAAAUUAUAAGUUAUUGUUUGGAUACUUUGUGUAAUAUAACCUCAAAAGACAGUUUUGAUGAAGAAAACGAGUUUAAUGGGCCAACUAAUAUUAAUGUAGGGGAGCAAUUCGCUGAGAUGUUUAUUAAAAACCCUGAAAAUGUAACAUUGGUUCUUGGAUUUUUAGAGGAAUACGAUUUUAAAGUUAGAUUACCUUCAGUGAAGUUAUUAACGUGUUUAUUAGCUGCCAAACCGAAAGAAAUCCAAGAUAUAGUCUUGGUUAGUCCAAUGGGGGUCUCAAAAUUAAUGGAUUUAUUAUUAGAAAGUCGCGAAGUGAUUCGAAACGACACUUUAUUAUUAUUAAUACAAUUAACGAAAAAUAACGCGAAUAUCCAAAAAAUCGUCGCGUUUGAGAACGCUUUUGAUAAACUUUUUGAGGUUAUAAAACAAGAGGGUUAUAGCGACGGCGGGAUCGUCGUGGAAGAUUGUUUAUUAUUAAUGUUAAAUUUAUUAAAAAAUAACACAAGUAAUAUUAAUUUCUUUAAGGAAGGAUCUUACAUACAAAAAUUAACCCCAAUGUUUGAUCUUCCCAAAAAUAUAGAGGAAAUUGGGUGGAGCCCCCAAAAAGUCUCCAACUUUCAUUGCGUCUUAGAAUUAGUUCGAACGUUAGUCUCGCCUUCAAAUCCAAUUCAAAUUGUGAGUUCGUGUCAAAAAUCGAUGCGAAAUUCGAACCUUUUACAAUCCCUUUGCGACAUUUUAAUGACCGCGGGAAUCCCCGCCGAUAUUUUAACCGAAACCAUCAACACUUUGGCGGAAAUUAUCCGCGGAAAUUUAACGAAUCAAGAGUAUUUUUCGAACGUAACCGCCCCUUCGAACCCGCCAAGACCCGCGAUUGUCGUUCUUUUAAUGACGAUGGUUACUGAGAAGCAAUCUUUUAAUCUCCGAUGUUCCGUUUUGUAUUGUUUCCAAUCGUUUUUGUUUAAAAACGAAAUUGGGCAACAACAAAUCGUUCAAACUUUAUUACCCAGCUCCUCAGGAUCGACGACUUUAACAACGGGGCAAUUAUUAUGCGGGGGGUUAUUUAGUAACGACCCUUUAAGCAAUUGGUUUAGCUCCGUGGCUUUAUCACACACAAUCAUUGAAAACCCCGCCCAAAAAGAACAACUUUUACGAGUGCUUUUAGCAACAACGAUCGGAUCGCAACCUAAUUCCCUUUUACAUCAAUGCACGUUAUUUUUAACACAAACAAAUAAGAUCCAAUCAAAAUUAGGGAUCUUAAUGUUAUUAUCAAUGUGGUUAGCGCAUUGCCCGCAAGGAGUCCAACAAUUCUUAAACGUCCCGGGUUCAAUGGCCUUUUUAACCGCGCAAACCUCCGCGUCAGAAUUCGACAACAACGAGGAAUUAAUCCAAGGAUUAUGCGCUUUUAUUAUGGGGUUAUGCAUCGUUUUUAACGACAACACAAUCGCGAAUUACAACAAAGAGAAUUUAUCGCAAUUAAUCGAAAAGCGAGUUGGGAUCGAGGUGUUUUUGGGAAAAUUGGGCGAAAUUUCGCGGCACGAAAGCUAUUCGAAAGCUUCGAAGCGCCCCCAAGUUAAAGUAGACAACCCGAAUGAAUUAUUAUUAGAAUACGAAUUUUGUAAAUUAUUUAAAGCGUUAGAAGGGGUCGUCAUAAACGCUUUAGGCGUACAAAGGGAAUUAUCAAACGGGAAUUUAACCGAGUUAAGUUUAAGCGAACACGAAAACGCGCUUUUAUUGCAAUACAAAGAUGUAAUUAGAGACCAAGAUAAGCGAUUAAAUGAAGCGAAAAAAGAAAUUGAGUUACUCAAAAACGAAAAAGUUACUUUAACCAUAAAAAUUGAUGAAUUACAACAAUCUUAUUCGCAAUUAAACGAUAGUUACACCUUGUUAAAAGCUCAAUUAUCGACGGGGGCUACAAAUACAACAAAAAAUUUAAUUAUAACAAAUCCCGAUGAUGAGAUUUCGGAGAAAUUAAAAGCUUUGGAGAUUGAAUGUGAAGAAAAGGAUGAGAAAAUUAAUGCGUUAAAGAAAGAUCAAGACGAUUUAUUCGAACUUUUAAGUGAUCAAGAGGUGAAAUUGAGUGCUUUUAAACGAAGACUGAUCGAGCUUGGUGAGGUUAUUAUUGAUCCGGAUUCCGAUAAUGUUUCCGUGGCUUCGGAAACUUAAUUAAAAUGUAAAUGGGGUGAAAUUGUGUGAAAAGAAGCAUUUAUUUGUAUAUUGUAUUUGUUUGUAAAUAAGGAUCAAUGUAAAACAUAAUCGUUUGUUAGGUUUAAAAAGUGUAAUAAGAUAAAUUAAAUUUGAA
Molecule: messenger RNA, 2628 nt
Organism: Onthophagus taurus
Lineage: Eukaryota; Metazoa; Arthropoda; Insecta; Coleoptera; Scarabaeidae
Source: RefSeq, a predicted model, not a curated record